AUGGCGGAGCUUCAGGCUAAGCACGGGGAGGGAUCCAACGCCCAGCAAGGCAAGGAGGCAAAACAGAGGGAGGCUGAGAUGAGAAAUACUAUACUGGCGCAAGUUCUUGAUCAGCCUGCUCGUGCCAGAUUGAGUAACCUUGCAUUAGUAAAACCAGAGAAGGCAACAGCAGUAGAGAACUAUCUCAUUCAAAUGGCUCGUAUGGGGCAGUUAGGUGGAAAGAUUUCAGAAUCUGGUUUAAUCGAGAUUUUAGAAAAAGUUAGUCAGCAAACAGAGAAAAAGACUACUGUCAAAUUUAACAGGCGGAGAGUGAUGGACUCGGAUGAUGAUGAAGAUGAUUAUUGA
This is a messenger RNA of Knipowitschia caucasica, 345 nucleotides long. The record is from the annotation of a GenBank genome assembly. NCBI's taxonomy places the organism in Eukaryota, Metazoa, Chordata, Actinopteri, Gobiiformes, Gobiidae.